Oikopleura dioica is the source of this 2838-nucleotide messenger RNA. The record is from the annotation of a GenBank genome assembly. Lineage: Eukaryota; Metazoa; Chordata; Appendicularia; Copelata; Oikopleuridae.
AUGGAAAGUGAUGCGAGACCGCCAGAUGAUGGCGGAGGGAAACCGCAAACUAAAAUGAAAAACAAUCAAAAUCGAUACUCAAAAAACGGACGAGGCCGUCCAAAUUCUGGCGGCAAAAGCGGUCAGAAUCAGCGAAAUCAAGCUGAAGGCGACAAUCAAGGUCGAAAUUCCAUUCAAAAUGAAGGCAGAGGUCAGAACAGAGGAAGCUUUUACAAUCGCGGAUCGCGGGGUCGAAAUUCAAGAGGAAACAAGAAUUCUCCCGCCCAGUCGAUCGGAUUCAAUGUGAAUGCUCCUGUAUUCGUCCCAGGAAGUGUCGAAAUGAGGAAUCCUCCUGCUCGUGGCGGUGGCAGAGGCCGAGGAAGAGGAAGGGGUGGCUCAAGAGCGAUAAAAAUUAUCGACCCAGAGAAAAAUGAAGAAAUCAGGAUUGGAGCAAAAUCUCCUGAUGACGGAAAGCCCCAGACUCCUCGCAAAGAAUCGAAUCGAAACCAAAAUCAAAGUAGAAAUCGAAAUAAAAGUGGGAAUCCAGCUAAUCGGCCAGCAACCAGGCAGGCGGAACAAGCAGAUAUCAACGCUCUUGCCGAUGGAGUCAGCAAGUUGAUUUCGAAAAGACACAAGACAAAAAUGAACGAAGACCAGCACGAAAUCCUCUCCCGAAAGAUUCAAAAGAACCUGUUGGAAUGCAGUAUUUGUUUGGAAAAGAUGAAGCAUUACGAAAAGGUGUGGCACUGCGGCAACUGCUACAAUCUCUUGCAUUUGAAAUGCGCUACGGAGUGGGGAAAAGCAGCACUGAAAGACAAGAGUACGUGGAGAUGUCCGUACUGCCAGAACGAAUCUCGCUUCCUUCCAAAUCGCUACUACUGCUACUGUGGACGCGAAGAGAAUCCGACAUCGAGUUACGGUGAAUUGGCGCACUCCUGCCACCAGCCCUGCGAUCGCCCUCAGAAGUGCCCUCAUCGUUGUCCUCUGGAAUGUCACCCUGGUGCUUGUCCUCCCUGUAAAGCCACCUCUUUAGCUGAGUGCUCCUGUGGCAAGACAAAAGCGCGUAUAAAAUGUGGUACUGAUCUUCGUUGCGAAGAAAUAUGUGGAAAAGAACUCGCCUGCGGCUACCACAGUUGCGGGGAAAAGUGCCAUCCAGGCUCAUGCAAGCCUUGCGAAGAAAUCGACCUGCUGGAGUGCGUCUGUGGACGAGUUGAGAAAGAGGUCCCUUGUGGCGUCGAAUACGACUGGAGUUGCGAGCAGAAAUGCGAGAAAAUGAAAGACUGCGGGAAUCACCCCUGCGAGCUUGUUUGCCAUGAGGGAGCUUGUGAAAUCUGCCCGUAUACGCCCGAAAGAGUCUCUAGUUGUCCUUGUGGCGCGAUACCGGUUUUGCGCAACUCGAGGAAAUCUUGUCUUGAUCCGAUUCCUACGUGCGAUGGAUAUUGCGAGAAAGAGCUGAUGUGCGGCCACAAAUGCCCAGAAAAGUGUCACGAAGGAAAAUGCCCCCCGUGCAAGGUCGAGUUAAAAGUCGAAUGCCGCUGCGGACGGACUGGCGAUUUACUGGUCAACUGCCACGACUAUUUCAUGGAUCCCAAAGCGGCUCAAUGUAAGCGCCCAUGUAAGAAGAAAAUGAGCUGCGGACGACACACAUGCCAGGUCUUGUGCUGUCCAGAUCGACUCGACAGCGGACCGAAUUCGCAUAUUUGCACGAAACCCUGCGGAAGAAUGCUUCAGUGCGGCACUCAUCGUUGCGAACAAGUCUGUCAUCGAGGAAACUGCCGGCGAUGCUUGGAAGUUUCCUUUGACGAGCUGACUUGCCACUGUGGCCAGCAAGUAUCAUACCCACCGAUUCAAUGUGGCCAGAAGCCGCCAGAAUGCCAAGAGAUCUGCCGAAGGGAGCACAGCUGCAACCACACCGUUCAUCACAAUUGUCAUUCUGAUGAAAGCUGCCCUCCAUGCACCGUGUUGACAGAAAAAGAAUGCAACUGUGGAAAAGAAAUACGGCGAAAUAUUCCCUGCCACUUGAACAUUGUCUCGUGUGGACGACAGUGCGGAAAAGAGCUUCCUUGUGGCCACACUUGUCCUAAGAUAUGCCAUGAUGGAGACUGUAUCACUGGCGAAAAUCAUGUUUGUCAACAGAAAUGCCAGGAAAUACGGCCAACUUGUGGUCACAUUUGCGCGAAAAAAUGCCACACUGGAGUUCCAUGCGAGCCCUUCGACUACUGCGAGGUGAAAAUUGCACUCAAGUGCGCAUGCAAAAGACGAACGCAGAACUUUCUUUGUCCAAAGAUUGAACAGAUGAAGGCUCACCAGCUAAAGAUGAUGGCGCAACAAGGUCAAGCCGUUCCUGCGGGGGAGAUGAUCUUGUCGAUUGAGUGUGAUGCUGAGUGCGAAGUUCAGAGAAUAAAGGCUAGGGACGAAUUCUUAAAAGCUAAUAAGGAACGGAACCGUCAGAUUGCCGCUGCUCUUGCGAUCGAAAAUCCGGUCAUUUCAUCAAUCCCAGAAGUUGUCUAUCCAGAGAGCGUUGUUCGAUUUGCAACGGAAAGACCCAAACUGGCAAUAACUGUCGAAACGAACCUGCGAAGGCUAGCGAAGCAAUGCGAAGAAGCACCUGGAAAGGGGAUAUUUGAGUACAACCUACCACCGAUGAAUAAGAAGGAACGAAUGUUUGUACACGAGCUCUCUGAUUUUUACAACAUCGAAUCUAAAGGUAGGGGAACGGAGCCGAAUCGCCACCUACUCCUUGUUGCUGUAAAAGGGAUGACAAUCGCCCCACCGAAUACGCUUUCAAAGAUGCUCAAAAUCUCUCCAAGCUCCUAUCAAUCUACAUGGAGUCGACCUGUCGCUAACAAGUUCUAUUAG